Messenger RNA from Pundamilia nyererei, 1702 nucleotides. RefSeq names its product musashi RNA-binding protein 2b (gene msi2b). The transcript is spliced from 14 exons. The coding region runs from base 159 to 1385 and encodes 408 amino acids. Gene Ontology annotation, molecular function: mRNA binding. The record is from RefSeq and is a predicted model, not a curated record. Gene Ontology annotation, cellular component: cytoplasm. Gene Ontology annotation, biological process: central nervous system development; regulation of translation. Lineage: Eukaryota; Metazoa; Chordata; Actinopteri; Cichliformes; Cichlidae.
GAGAGGGAGGAGGGAGCAGGGGGCUGAGCUGAUCCCACGUGUGACGCUUUCAUUCCCGGCUCAGUAAUAUUCUCAUAGCGGGGCUUUGCAUAUCUCCUGCCGUAUCUGUGCGUGUCUGUCACUGUUACUGUAGUCCCAGCCUAUAGUUUGGAAUAGAUAUGGAAGGAGACGGGAGUCAAGCCACAUCCGGAAGCCUAAAUGAUUCACAACAUGACCCGGGUAAAAUGUUUAUCGGUGGCCUCAGCUGGCAAACCUCACCAGACAGCCUUAGAGACUAUUUUAGUAAAUUCGGAGAAAUAAGAGAAUGUAUGGUGAUGAGAGACCCCACGACAAAACGUUCAAGAGGAUUUGGGUUUGUUACAUUUACAGAUGCUGCCAGUGUAGAUAAAGUCUUAGCUCAACAACACCACGAAUUAGACUCAAAGACGAUUGAUCCUAAGGUUGCCUUUCCCCGUCGCGCCCAGCCUAAGAUGGUCACAAGAACAAAGAAAAUAUUUGUGGGUGGCUUGUCAGCCAAUACAGUAGUGGAAGACGUGAAGCAGUAUUUUGAACAGUUUGGGAAGGUUGAUGAUGCCAUGCUUAUGUUUGAUAAGACUACUAACAGACAUAGAGGAUUUGGUUUCAUAACAUUUGACAGUGAAGACAUCGUAGAGAAAGUCUGUGAAAUUCAUUUUCAUGAAAUCAAUAACAAAAUGGUAGAAUGUAAGAAGGCCCAGCCCAAGGAGGUGAUGUUCCCACCAGGUACACGGGGGCGAGCCAGGGGUCUGCCCUACACCAUGGAUGCCUUCAUGCUGGGGAUGGGCAUGCUAAGUUACCCUAAUAUUGUGGCAACGUAUGGUCGCGGAUACACUGGAUUCGCGCCCAGCUACAGCUACCAGUUCCCUGGCUUCCCAGCGACAGCAUAUGGACCGGUGGCGGCGGCGGCAGUAGCGGCAGCGCGUGGCUCAGGUAGGGGGGCCCGUGGAAGAGGCGGCUACUUGGCGUACCCACAGAGCACAGGGCCAGGCCUCCCCGAUUAUGGGUUUUACUCUGCGCCCAGUGACCAGAGGGGGGGGCCCUGCUCCUUUGCUGACUAUGGCUCCCUGGGGCCCCAAGCGGCUCAGAUGCUGCACAGUGAGCAUGCCACCUCCGCCUGCAACUCCCCCCUACAGCACCUACACAGCCCGGAUCAAUUUAAGAACCCAGGUGCCAACCCGUCAAGGCCCGGAGGUUUCCCCGGCGCUAAUAGUCCAGGGCCUGUGGCUGACCUAUAUGGACCUAGCAGCCAGGAUUCAGCUGUGGGCAACUACAUCAGUGCUGCUAGCCCUCAGCCUGGCUCUGGCUUUGGCCCCAGCAUCACACAGAGUAUAUCUGGUGGCCCAGGAAAGACAGGACGAAGUUUCUAAUUGGCUUUGUGUGCAGGUGAUGCUAAUCCAACUUCAAGCACUACAGCGUCACCCCGGCAAAACGAACGAAAGUCGGAACCAUAUGAAGAAGAAAAGAAAAUGUUUAUCAUCUCAGAAAAAUAACAACUGCUGUACUAUAAUCCAAACCUCCUAUAACUUUACAACCUGGUUUGGUAUGAUGUUUCACGUCGAGUUCAUUCACCUACUUUCUUCCUCUGUUAGCUUUUCUUUUGAUUAGCUUUGAGAGAGUCGUUUUAGUUGAACCUUUAAUUUUGUGUCGUUUUUCUUUUCUUUUCUGGUAUUGUUGUGUAAAUCUU